Molecule: messenger RNA, 1606 nt
Organism: Papaver somniferum (opium poppy)
Lineage: Eukaryota; Viridiplantae; Streptophyta; Magnoliopsida; Ranunculales; Papaveraceae
Product: cytochrome b561 and DOMON domain-containing protein At3g25290-like
Exons: 3
Coding region: 101-1324 (407 amino acids)
Source: RefSeq, a predicted model, not a curated record
CUCUCACUAUAAAAGUUGGCCAUUACACAAUCAUAAACAAAAAGCUUGAAAACCAGAGAAGCCAUUAUUAUUAUUAUUGUUAUCAAUUCAAAUUCAAUCAAUGGCAGCUUCGGAUUCUAAUACUAGUAUAAUCUUACUAUACACAUUCUUAGUAGUAUUAUUAUUACAGACUCAGAUCUCGAAUUCACUUACAUGUUCAUCACAAAAGUUAUCAAAAAACAAAUUAUAUAAACAAUGUAGUGAUCUACCAAAACUAGAUUCAUAUCUUCACUGGACAUAUGAUUCAUCAAAAUCAUCAUUAGAUAUAGCUUUUAUAGCACCACCAGCUAAACCAGAUGGAUGGAUUGCAUGGGCUAUCAAUCCAACGUCAACAGGAAUGGUUGGUUCUCAAACUCUGGUUGCUUAUAAACAGUCUGAUGGAUCUAUGACUGUUAAAACUUACAACGUUACUUCAUAUAAAGAUGUUCUACUUGGUAAGAUUGAUUUUCAAGUCUCAAAAAUGGAAGCUGAAUAUGUUGAUGGUGUUAUUAAGAUGUAUGCAAGUAUUGUUUUGCCUCCAACUUAUGGCAAAGUAGUGAAUCAUGUUUGGCAAGUUGGACCUAGUUUGAAGAAUGAGAAUGGCGAUCUUAAUGUUCAUGGCUUUGCUGCUGAUAAUAUUAAUUCUGUGGGGAAACUUGAUUUGAUGAGUGGAUCCGCUGGUGGCAGUAGUGGUGGUGGCGGCAGUACUAGUACUUCUAGUGCAAAAAGUGGUGGUAUUAGCUCAAAGCUGAAAAAGAAAAAUAUCCAUGGAGUUCUGAAUGCUGUAAGUUGGGGAAUGUUGUUUCCAAUUGGAGCUGUCAUUGCAAGGUACCUUCGAGUGUUCGAGGCAGCGGACCCCGCAUGGUUUUACCUUCAUGUCUUCUGCCAGCUCUCUGGUUAUGCAAUUGGAGUUGCAGGGUGGGCUACAGGACUUCAGCUUGGUAAACAAGCACAAGGCUUCGGGAACACUCUUCACCGAAAUAUCGGAAUCACCCUCUUCACUUUUGCAACAUUGCAGAUUUUUGCAUUGUUCGUAAGACCGAAGAAGGAUCACAAGCUCCGCUUCUAUUGGAACAUUUACCACCAUGGAUUAGGUUACAGUGUUCUUGUACUAGGCAUCAUCAACGUGCUUAAAGGUUUAGACAUCUUGCAACCUCUUAAGAAGUGGAAAACAUCUUACAUUGUUUUCCUGUGUGUGUUGGCUGGUAUUGUUCUAGUGCUAGAAGUGAUUACAUGGGUAAUUGUUCUCAAGAGAAAAUCUGACAAAACCUCCAAAGGUGGUUACAAUGGAGCAAAUGUGUCGUAGAUAACAACAAUACAUGUCAAGGCAGUUUCUAUCGAAGACUUCAAGGGUUCCUCCAUUUAUUUACGUCAAACUGUGUACAGUCUCAAUCAGUUGAGCUACCUUGAGUUCAUUUGAGUUUUACCUAUUUAGAGUAUUAGAGAUGGGUUUAUGGUUAGUUUUUAAUUAUUUAUUAUCGGUUGCUGUGUGAUUUAUAGAGAUUGUAUUUACUGUUAAAUUAUUCACAAAUUCAAAAGAUGUAUUAGCAGCAGGUUAACUUUAGCAGAAUUUUUGAUGUUGGUAUUA